This is a messenger RNA of Entamoeba nuttalli P19, 1680 nucleotides long. RefSeq lists its product as hypothetical. The transcript has a single exon. Lineage: Eukaryota; Evosea; Mastigamoebida; Endamoebidae. The record is from RefSeq and is a predicted model, not a curated record. The coding region runs from base 1 to 1680 and encodes 559 amino acids.
AUGUCAAAAGAAGAAUUCCACUCAGAACCCAACAAAAUGGAUAUAAUUCACUUAAAAGAUGCUCUAGCACACAACAAGGCUCUUCAUUUCACGUCCAAAUUCAUGUAUUUAACACUCUGGGGCGAUGAAAUUUCCAAUCAAAUACAGUUUAAAGAAGUGGUGGAUCGUCUAGCCGGUGCAACAAAUAACGUUCAGUAUGCUCAUAUUUCACCCACUGAAAUAGACGAAGUAAAUCCAAAACCACACCAGCAUCUACUAAUAGUCACUAAGAGACCACGCUCAUUUAACGCGAGACCGAUAAUUAAUCACUCAGACGGAACGAAGCAGACUUUCUGGUACUCGCGAGUAAAUUCUUACACUUCACGCACUGGUGAUAUCUCAGCGAUUAUACGUUAUAUUACAAAGAAAGGUGCCGGGAUGUGUAAGGGGGAUCCAUCCACAAAAGAGGACUUGAAACAGACGUGGAUCAGCGCUUUAACGGAUCUCGAUUCUUACCAGGAUUACAGCGAAUUAGAAAAAACCCUUCUAGAUAUUAACGCUGAAAAAUAUAUUCAGCAAGAAGGUAAAAUAAAAGCGCGUUGGUUGCGUAAAAACGCUAGACGUCUAGAUAUUGAACACUAUACGCGAACAGAUUUAUUCCCCUGGAGGGAGGAUUUGCAAGAAGUGCAGACCAUUCGAAAAUGGCUGAAAUGUGCACAGGGGGAUCGCUAUAGGAUGGGCAAUUUAUUCAUCGUCGGUCCCACGAAGACGGGGAAAACCGAGUUCGCCAUCCAAGAAAUAUUUCUAAAAUACAACACGUUUAUGUUACGCGGAGACUCACUCUUCGAUGCUUAUGACGAUGAGCAAAAUUAUAGAUUUAUCCUGUUCGACGACAUCAAUUACGACAAAAACUUAAUAAGACUAAUUAAAGCCUUAACUUCUUCUAUUAACAAAAAGACAAUGGUCAAUAUAAAAUAUUCCAAAGCCAUUGUCACAGCACGUCCCUGCGUUCACCUUCUUAAUCAGAAAGAAUAUGAAGGCGUUGUCAGUCUCAUGAAAUAUAAUGGAGGAUAUAGUUGGUGGAAAAGAAAUUCACUUACCAUAUUUUUAGAUGAAAAACUUUACAAGGACCCCAAUGAAACUAAUAAUUCCACAGAAGACAUGGAAAAGCAAGAAAGGAGUUUUGAUGCUCUCAACGAUUUGGAAGAAAAAUUCCAAAAGUUAAAAGAAAAUCCAGAAGAAGAGGGUGAAAUUAUUCGCCCAACAGAGCAUUUGUCUUUCCUCGGUAGAGUAAAUAAUUUAAUGGAAAGCCUCGGCUACGAUGAUGACUUUUUAGAAGAACUAAACACUAAAAUGAAAGAAGCUAAGAAAAAUCCCGAAAUGAAAAGAACUUUAGAAGAAUCACAAGAGGACAAUUCUAGUAUGGUAGAAGAGUGGAAUGAGGAUUUGGAAAAUUACCAAUACAUGAAUCCACUCGGCUUAUCAAAGAAAGAGUUUAGCGCCUUCGAAAAAGAUUCAAUGACUAUCUUCGAAAAACAGCGAAGCGAUUACUUCUCAAAGCAUCAAAAUUCUUCUUCAGAUGAAUACAACGAAGAAAUGGAAGAAGAAUAUACAGGCGAAGAAUACAGAGAAGAAAAUUUCUCCGGGGAACAACCACCAUUUGGAAGAGAUGGAAAUGAUCCAGACAUAAUAUACGACUAA